Mollisia scopiformis is the source of this 1685-nucleotide messenger RNA. Its product is annotated as FAD/NAD(P)-binding domain-containing protein. The transcript is spliced from 5 exons. Gene Ontology annotation, molecular function: FAD binding; monooxygenase activity. The coding region runs from base 162 to 1514 and encodes 450 amino acids. Lineage: Eukaryota; Fungi; Ascomycota; Leotiomycetes; Helotiales; Mollisiaceae. Gene Ontology annotation, biological process: secondary metabolite biosynthetic process. The record is from RefSeq and is a predicted model, not a curated record.
CCAGGUGGUAUCUCGUUGACGUUUCCGUGGAAGUAUUUUAUUCGGUAACUUCUAGCCCUGAAGUUCUCGUGUCCUGUAUGAAUUUUGCUACACACUGAUUCCUUAACCCAUAAUCGCCGAAAGGAGGAGAAUAGCGAGAACGGAAUCAACACAUUUUCAAGAUGGCCACUCAAAUGAAAAGAGAGUUGCCCACUGAGGCUAAACUUAAAAUAAUCAUAGUCGGUGCCGGUUUGGGAGGCGCAGGAGCAGCAAUAUCAUGUCUUCUCAAAGGCCACUCGGUCCACAUCCUCGAAUCCGCCAGCGAAAUAGGAGAAAUCGGAGCCGGGAUCCAAGUCCUCCCCAAUUCCUCGAAAGUGCUCAAGUACUGGGGUCUAGAGCACUCUCUCCUCACCCACGCCUCUCAUCCAAAAGCCGCAAAUUUGAUAAACUGGAAAGGGAUCCCGUUAAGUAGUUUAGAUUUCGGGUCCAGUACGGCGAAAUAUCCGGGGACAUGUUAUUGGGAUUUUCAUCGGGCGGAUCUGCAUCGAGUGUUGAUUGAGAGAGCGGUGGAAUUGGGGGCGAGUAUGGAGUGUAAUGCUAGAGUGGUAGAUGUUAAAUGUAAAGAGGAAGGAGCGACCGUAUUGUUGGCUGAUGGGAGGGAGAUGGAGGCUGAUUUGGUAGUUGGUGCGGAUGGGAUUCAUUCGAGAAUGCGAGAGGUGCUGGUCCAGAGGAAACAGCCGCCGAAGAGGACGGGAGAUUUGGCGUAUAGGUUGUUGUUGGAUGCUGAAAAGUUGAAGGAGGAUCCAGAAUUGGCACCCUUUGUAUUGAAUAAAGAGGUAAAUUAUUGGAUUGGGCCCGGUGCUCAUGUAGUAACAUACAUGCUACGAGAUUCAAGUCUCUGCAAUAUGGUUCUUCUCGUGCCAGACGACAUGCCCGAAGACGGGCCCUCCACCAUCGCUGGCAAUGUCGAAGAAAUGCGCUCCCUCUUUACAGGAUGGGACCCACGAAUAACCAAACUGCUCGCCCUCUGCGAGAACGUCCAGCGCUGGCGGCUCUGCAUAGUCGAGCCUCUUGAAACCUGGUACCACCCUAGUGGAAGCUUCGUCUUACUAGGUGACUCUGUUCAUGCCACCUUACCCUACCUCGCUUCUGGAGCUGGGAUGUCGUUUGAGGAUGCUGCUGUGCUGGGAGAGUGUCUGGGGAAGGUGAAGAGUAAGAGUGUGGACGAGAAGAUAUUUGCCUUGAAGGUUUAUCAAGCGUGUAGGAAAGAGAGGACGGAGAUGAUUGUAGAGAGGGGGAAUGUGCAGCAAGUUUUGUAUCAUCUUGAUGAUGGGGAUGAGCAAGUGGAAAGAGAUAGGAAGAUUAGAGCUAACGGAGCAGCACAAACUGAUGCUGACAUGGAAGAGGGCGAAGCUUUGGUUUGGAGAGAUCCUGUGUUGGCUCCGAAGCUAUUGGGAUAUGAUCAUUUGCAGGAUGUCGAGAAGCACUGGAACAGCUUGGCUCGAGGACGCUCUGUGGCUGGGAGCAAAUUAUAGAUGUUUCGAAUGAUGGAAAGAAUUGCAAAUCAAGUAUGCUAUUCUCGGGAAGGGACACCGAAGAUAUCUCAGUAUCCCAAGAACUCUAAGCUAUUCUCUCCUGAACUUAAUGAAAGACGUGCAGCCACUGCAAAUGAUUCAGGACUUCACAACCACAAACCUUCCUAGCUU